Messenger RNA from Gossypium arboreum, 1850 nucleotides. RefSeq names its product probably inactive receptor-like protein kinase At2g46850. Bases 203 to 1042 code for a protein of 279 amino acids. Lineage: Eukaryota; Viridiplantae; Streptophyta; Magnoliopsida; Malvales; Malvaceae. Gene Ontology annotation, molecular function: polysaccharide binding. The transcript has a single exon. The record is from RefSeq and is a predicted model, not a curated record.
AACAAUUGUAGCCCAUUCUACAGACCAAUCUUCUUCACUUCCCCAACUUCCAUGGCCACUCUCCUACGCUAUAUUACCACCCCCGAUGUUGCAAUGUGGCUAGCUAUCUUGCUCCUUCUCUGUCAUGGCUCUUAUCUGAAAAAUGGCUGAACCUGAAACCAUGAACAUGGUGUUGGUUUUGUAAUUAAAAGCCAAGAAGAUAAUGUUCUUCUCUCUCAAACAGCAAGUUCAUUACAAGGCAAUGUUGUUGGCUUUACUUUUACUUUCGUUUACUCUCUCAUCUCGACCAGUUAUGUCUUUGGUUCCAAAUCAAUGCAAUGACCAAUGUGGCACCAUUCAAAUCCCAUUCCCAUUUCACUUAAACAUUUCAUGUCCUUCCAUUUCCACUGCUUUCCGUCUUUCUUGUUUAAAUUCCACCACCCUUUACCUUCAUAUUGGGUUCAAAACCUAUCGAGUCCUCGAUUUCUUCUCCGAUGGUGUACUUGUAGACUUCCCCGGAACCACCGGUUGCCGUCAAUACAACGACUUGAACGCUUUCGGGUUUACCAAAAACGAUCACUUUGGUAUCUCUGGUGACAACGUUUUAGGCCUAUACGAUUGUGAAGACUCUUCUUUAUGUAAAGCAGCUUGUGAAACAAAUGACUUGCCUGGUUGUGAUGGCAACAAUGGUGGUUCUCUUGGAUGCUGUUAUCCACUUUCUGAUCAUAGUAUUUGGCAUUUUGGUGAUGGGUUUUCGUUUUUUUCCAAGUUUGGAUGCAGAGGAUUCACAUCAUGGGUGGUUUCUCGAGGGACCAAUACUGGAAAACGUGGGGUUAAGUUGGAAUGGGCAAUCCCUAGGAACAUAUCUGAUAGAAUUUGUGCUAAUAAUGCAGAUAUGGUGAAUGCCACUACAAUUGAAGCUGGGGUUAGGUGCUUGUGCAAGGAUGGGUUUGUGGGUGAUGGAUUUGCAAAGGGUGCUGGCUGCAUCAAGGGUGAGUACUUAAAUCAUUUAUAUAUAAUGAACUUGCACCAUCUACAUUCAGCUCUAUCUUCAUCUUUUUAGUGAUCAUUAGCAUUUAGAGAACAUUUGUGAACUUAAGUUAUUGAUUCUGGUUUACUGGUUUGGUUGUAAAAUGCCCAAAGCUCGAUCUAUGAAUGCAUUUUCAUCUUAUCGAAGAUAAGCAUAUUAUACCCCUGAGCAUCUUCAUGUUGGCCCAUCGGGUUAUCCGAACUCAAGAUUGGUGUGGAUGACCCGAGAUUGGUGUCAAUUGAAGGCUUGAGCAGCUAUUCUACUGUGGAUUCAAUCCACAUGAGGUCCACGGUUUUGUAUAGGAUAAAUAUACAUUUUGAUACCAGAACUUGGUUUCAAGCUUCAAAUUGAUACUGAAUCUUUUUUGUCUAAUUAAUUAUCUAAACUUUUCUUGGUCCAAUUACGUACUUGAACUCGGCUUCAUAGUUUAAGUUGGUUCAAAUAACUAAGUACUAAUUUGGACCAAAAAAAACCAAGUUCAAGCACUAGAUUUGAACCAAGAAACCAAGUUCAAGUACUUGAUUAGACCAAGAAAAUCAAGUUCAAGUACUUAAUUGAACCCCCCCAAAAAAAAAUCUUAGGUACCAAUAUAAACCCUGAAACCAUUUUCAAGUACCAAAAUGUAUAUUUAUCCUUUCCUAUGAAGCAAAUUCUAAAUCCUGCAAGUUACUGAAAUUAAGCAUGGAAUAGUACAAAAAUAUUUUCAUUUUGGCUGAUCAAAUUAGGCUGAUUUGUAGCUAAAAUAAGAGCAUAUAACCAUUUAUGAAAUUCAAUGUCUUGUAUCUCCCUUUUAACAGCCUGCAUCAAGGAGGGACAAGAAGCAUAUGGGAAAGAAUGUGAC